This is a messenger RNA of Dentiscutata erythropus, 493 nucleotides long. The record is from the annotation of a GenBank genome assembly. Lineage: Eukaryota; Fungi; Glomeromycota; Glomeromycetes; Diversisporales; Gigasporaceae.
AAUCUAAAUGUUAAAAUGAAAUUACUAGAAGAGAUAAAAACAGUUUUCAAAGAUGAUCUAACUAGACCAAUAACUCUGGAUGACCUUAACAAGUUAAGAUAUUGUGAAGUAAUUAUUAAAGAAACGUCAAGAAUAAGGCCUGCGGUUCCUCUUGUAUCAAGAUAUACUAAUCAUGCUGAUGAAAUAGCAGGAUAUUCUUGGCCAUCAACUACCAACACUUUAUUCAUAAUGUAUGUUCGAGGUAUUAAUAAUAACCCUUGGUAUUGGAAAGAUCCUGAAAAGUUUAUUCCUGAAAGAUUUUAUGAAUCUCAAGAAAUUAAAAAUCAUAAAUUUUCAUUUUCAAUGUUUGGUGGAGGUUUAAGAUUAUGUGUGGGUCAAAAUAUUGCAAUGCUUCAAAUGAAACUAUUAUUGGCUUUGCUUUAUAGAAAGGUUGACAUUGAACUUGUAGAUAUGAAUGCACCUCUCAGAAUCAGAAAUUCAACAUCUACUAUUU